AUGAACGUUUCCCAUAAAUUCCGUCCAUUUAAUCAGUCCUCUCCGACAAAAAGUUCAGAGCGAGUGUACAUUAACUACAACUCGAAACAGUACGGAUCCUACGAGAGAAGCACAAAAGAUAGUCAGCUGACACAGUAUAAUGAAACUUGUCGGUUUUUUAAACCUUUUUUUUCAACUGGCAAAAUUUUUAAUGCCCACUUUUGGGGUUUGACCUCUUAUAGUAGUCGAAUUACUGGCCCCUUCAGUGACUAAAAUGAAGUGGCUUCUUGAGGAGUCUAAGUGGUACGACUAGACCAAUAAAAACUACUGUAGUAGUAACAGAUAGUGGCUUCUAUGGAGGUGAUUUUUAGAGGCCACUUUAGUGUCAUCUCCAAGUAGUCCUUGAGGAGACUCUUGAGAGACCAUUAGAGUUUUUUUCCCAGUAGAUAAAAAAAUUUUAAAAAAAUUUUACGCGCUUGAAAAGUAGUUUCUAAGAACCUCCUAUAGGGAGUCCUUUAAUUUUUCUCCUAUUAGGAAGUCCCCCUACAUUCCCUAUAGGUCCCACUAAGUUUCAAACUCCCUUCAGGACCAACUUCAGCUUCUCACAGAAGAAUUUUUUUAUUCGCAGCCGUUUCCCGCGCUACUAACAAAUUCAGCUUCUAUUCCUCUUUUUCAACAAUUUCUGAAUAAAGUAUACUUGAUGAGGAAUACUGAAUUUUUAUUAAAAUGAGACCAAAUUGCAGCCGGCGGGUUAAUAUCGGGCCUAACGCGCGACGAGAAGCGACUUCUGGAAACGUGUUGGUUCAAAUGUUCGACGAAGCAGAUUCGCAAAUGCUCGCAGGACAUUUUCUACGAAAUCCUACACACCGACGAAGAUUUGUUGAGAUUGUUUCGACUAGUAUGUUAUAAACUGUGUCUCUUGAAAUCUCUUAUUAGCUUAUUGAAAAUCCAUGAUUGCCUGAGGUUGCUUAGUAACACCAGAGUGGUGCCUAUAGGGGGCAUCCUAAGGGCCCUCUAGGGACCAAUUUACCUUCCAGUAUACUUUCAAGUAAAAAUAGGUGAAGUUGUACCUAAUUUAUUGUUGAUAUGGGCCAUGAAGCUUGCGAAAGUGGCCCCUUUAGGGGAGCUGCUAGUCGUUUAUUCUUAUGGAUUCUAUAAAAAGAAAAAUUUCCAUGCGAAGCGUCAUUUUUAUGAAAAAUAUUAACAGAGGAUGAAUUGAUCAAUUCUUUUCAUUCUUCAAUUCUGAAAAAAUCCCUUUAGAAAUCAUUCAGACCCUCACGCCUAUAGGGGUUUCUCUGAAGUUCCUUAGUGCGUCAAAGCGGUCAAUAUUGGAUUUAAACAUGCUCUAUAACUCAUCGCGCAAGUAGCCUCAAGUCUCGAAACAACUGCUAUUCUGCUAAUCAUUCCCCAUACUGAGAAAAGCUGAAGUGAGUCCUAUAGGGAGGAAAAAACUGGUUUUAAAGGGUCUCCUGUAGGGGUACUUCAAGUUUCUCCCUUCAGGACGUCAUAUCACGAUGCUUAUAGGAGCUCAAACUCCCUAUAGGACCCACCACAGCUUUUCUCAGUUACAUGUCGUACGUUUCGACAUAUUGUGGCCUGUAGGAACUGGAAAAUUAAAGAAAUUUCCAGCAAAAAAUCAAUUCGAAUCUCAAAAUGACUUUCGCUCUACAUGUAGUUUUGAUAUACUUUUACUGCGCUAAAUGUAUCAAUUUUCAACCAGAAGAAAUAUAGGACCAUGUGCCGACGAACAAGCUCAAAGACAACGAUUAUUUCCGACGACACUCGGCAAAUUUGGCUCUAGUCCUUAAUUUGGUGGUGACGAGUCUUGAAGAGAAUUUGGAACAAGCUCACGACGCGUUACAGGUGAGCUUCUUGAAGUUCAGAGAAUAAAAGGUGUGUUUUCAAAAAUUCGAAAGAGGAGUGAAAAAAUUCUGGGGGAACGCUUAGUGGCCCCUUUAGCGUUUCAAAGUUGCAGUGGACUUUAUAGUAGUCGAUUAGGUGGCCUCUUAAGUGACUGAAAUUCAGUGGCCUCUUUAGGAGAUACUUCUAAACUAGUAAAAGUACUAUUGUGGCCAUUGCGACUUCUAUAGAGGAGGUUUCAGUGGCUUUUUUAAUGUCCUCUCCAAUUAGUACUUAAGAAACCACUUCAAUACUGAAAUUAAGGCUCUCGGGCAGCAGCACGUAAGCUUGUUCGAUAAAACAGCGUUCCAAUCAAUGUACUGGGAUAUUUUCACCGACUGUUUUGAACGGAACCCGCCGCCAUCGUUUCGGAAAGGUCCAGAACGAGAGGUGACUAUAUUUACAGCGAGAGGAUCGAUGAGUCGGAAUUUUCUUUUCUAUGCGAACAAGUAAGAAAGCAGCUGUGUAACCUGCCUUCGUUAGCUUGUGACGCAAAAAUUGAAAAGAACUCUUAACCUUCAAUAUUUCUAAUCAAAAGCAAGACGCUUUUCUUGAAAAUCUGAGCCCGAAAAACUUGAUUUCCAAAAAAAAAUUUUUUUUUUUUACAAAAAAUUGCAAUGUACGGUCGUUCUGAUUUUCAAAAAAAGGAAACGGCUUAAUGAGAAAAGCUGAAGUGAGUCCUAAAGGGUGUUUGAGAUUUAGUGGGUCCUAUAGGGAGUGUAUUAGCCUUUCAAAAUUUAAAGGAAGAAGCUUGAAGUACCCCCUAUAGGAGGCCCUUCAAAACCACUAACCCUAUAUAGGGUUCUAGAUGAGUAUUCAGGAAGUCUUAUAGGGGCGAAGAAGGGGACCUUUAGAGUACCUCCGUAGGGUUUUUUUUUGUAUCCCUACAAGACUCACUGCAGCUUUUCUCCGUAUUAUCGAUGGAGGAAACAUUGCAAUUUUCAUUUUUCCAGCUACCCAGCGACGAAAAAAGUGCUUAAAAUCAUUUUUUAACAAGUUUUGUUAUUUACCGAGUUACAGAGCCCUUCCGGGAAGCUUCCCUUCUAUAAAUGUCCAUGCGCCUUUAAUUUAGCCCAUAAAUUCCCGUUUAACUGUCAGGCCUAAAAUUUCCGUUUUAUUAAAGGCGCAUGUACACAGGCAGGCAACUCGCAUUGGAGCGAAGAGCUCUAAAGCUCGUAGAAGAAAAAAACCCGUGACAAGAUGCCGCGGAUUGAAUUCAAAUCAGAACGGAAGUCAUCUUUCAGGCUUGGAGCCGAAUGAUACUGUUCAUAAUUGCUCAAAUGAAGGACGGAUACCAGAAAGCCGCCCACGAAAAGCGUGUCGACCGCCUCAGUGUCCCCCAUUUUGCUUGA
This is a messenger RNA of Caenorhabditis auriculariae, 3230 nucleotides long. The record is from the annotation of a GenBank genome assembly. Lineage: Eukaryota; Metazoa; Nematoda; Chromadorea; Rhabditida; Rhabditidae.